CAUUCAUACAUUACAGCAAGCACUGUAACCUUUCUGUGAACAAGCACGACAGACUAAUUUUACGAAGUUAUAUGAGUAUCUUAUGUACAUAAGUAGAGCCUGAUGGUAAUGCGUAAUUGACAUAUGACCUUUUGACGAUUUCCGGCAUUGCAUAUGUAAAAGGAUCAUAAACGAAUGUUCCAGUGAAAGAUGCAAUUUGUUAAUUUGUCAAACUGCAAUCUUCUUAUAAAUUACCCUCUGUCGUAUUAGCAAUAUCCAUUUACGAGACAAAAUUAGAUAUGCACAUGCGAUGUUAGUUUAUUAAAGCAUCUACCAGAAUUUAUAAAUCAUCAGACCUAACAAGAUCAUGAAUCAUGUUAUGUUCCAGAAUAAAACGAACUCUUCGUCGUAUCCUGAUAAUCUCACAAAUAUAGAAACAGCAAGUAGCUGGAAUACUUCUGCAGAAUCUUUUGCAGUUCUUGACUAUAUAAAUAUAGUGUUGAUACCAGCAUGUCUUAUAACAGGAGUUCCAGGAAACAUAAUAACAAUCAUUCUGAUGAAUACGAACACGUUCUCCCACUUCGCAUCGAGGUACUUCCUAAUUGCACUGGCAGUUGCUGAUAUAAGCGUAUUAUGUACACAACCCUUCAAAAAUAUGUCUGUCAUAAGGUAUUUGGGAUUCGAUUUGCGUUCGUUUUCUGCUGUUGGCUGCAAGUUCUAUUUCUGGAUACAUAAAACUGGUAAGAUGGCAUCAUCUUGGUUUGUUGUUUGUUUGGCUUUGGAAAGACUCGUUGCUGUAAAGCUUCCUUUUAAAGUUAAGUAUUGGUUUUCAAAGCAAUACACAUUAGUUACAAUAAUGAUAAUAACAGGUAUCAUCGGCGGAUUUAAUGUCGGAUAUGCAUACUAUACGGAAAUCGACAAGAAUGUAAUCUGUAAUCCGGAUGUAUAUGAUAAAAAUAGCUCUGAUGCAAUAACCAUUUACCAUCAUAUGCUAAACGUUGGAGUAUCACUGUAUUUCAUUGGGCCUUUGUUAGUACUGUUCGUAGUUACUCCAGUUAUCAUAAUCAGUCUGAUCAUAAUCAAACAUAAACAGUCAAAACUUUUUAUUUUCAAUGGUAGGAAUAUAGUUGUGAAACCAACAACGAUGUUGAUAUCUGUAAUGAUAGCGUACAUAGUGUUUGUGACGCCACUUGGUAUUGUGCGCAUUAUUGUAAAUUACUAUGGAUUUAACUUAUAUUCUGUUAAUUCUACCACGUUUUCAAUCUUCAGGGAUAUUUCAUUUAUCCUUGAACUGAUGAAUUAUUCAUCUAAUUUCUUUCUAUAUGUAUGUUCAUCAAAGCCAUUUCGAGAUGGAGUAGCCUCGCUUUGUGUUAGAAAUUGCAUGCACCGUAUUUAACAACAUGGUCAACCUCUAGAUUGAUCCUAUGGUUAAAAUUUUUCCCAUCAUGAAUGGUAUGCGAAAGCCGUAAAUUGAUCUUUUUCUGCAAUCAUCCAUUAUUUUGUUUUUGCUUUAAGUGAAGAAAAAAAACAGAGAAUACAAUGACAUGGAUCGAUAGAAAAACUGAUAGUCUUAACUUCCAGUGAAAAAAACACAACACAUAGAGCUUUAAAAAAGAGACAAAAGACACCAAAGGGACAUUCGAGCUCAUGAGUCGAAAAUAAGCUGACAAUGUAAUGGCAAAACAGAAAGAGGAAACACGAACCUCACCAAUUGUGGUUUGUCACAGGUGCUCCGGAUGUGACAUCUAUUGAGUUGCUUAAUUAACUACACACCUGUUGAUACGUCGAAUUCGGUAGAUCACAAUCGUGGAAAAGGAGGACUUCAAAUUUAGCAACAUGAACCCCACCGAAAACUAAGGAUGUUCUGGUUUUACGGAAUCGUUAGGGAUAAACAUAUUCCACACAAGAAACCAUCAAGGGUUCCUUAACGCACAGACUGCGUUGCACCCAGUACGGACUUGUGCUUGUUGACGUUGAACAAGUUAUAUACACAUAUGGACCCUGAUAUUUAUGUUAUGUUUGAACAAUUUUUCGAUGCAAUGAGAUAUAUUUCGAACAUUGAUAAAGUUGUCCUAAUAAAACCAUUUUCCCGUGUACAACGUGUAUCUUUCGUUGUGUAAUAGCAGAUUAUUUUAAAACAUUUGCUUGUUUAGUUUUUGGACGGCAUUUUAUUUAGCGACACCA
This is a messenger RNA of Mytilus trossulus (common blue mussel), 2163 nucleotides long. RefSeq names its product neuromedin-U receptor 2-like. Gene Ontology annotation, biological process: G protein-coupled receptor signaling pathway. The record is from RefSeq and is a predicted model, not a curated record. Gene Ontology annotation, cellular component: plasma membrane. Gene Ontology annotation, molecular function: G protein-coupled receptor activity. Lineage: Eukaryota; Metazoa; Mollusca; Bivalvia; Mytilida; Mytilidae. The coding region runs from base 347 to 1375 and encodes 342 amino acids. The transcript is spliced from 2 exons.